Torulaspora globosa is the source of this 2052-nucleotide messenger RNA. It is a transcript of the gene DPB2, whose product is annotated as DNA polymerase epsilon noncatalytic subunit. Gene Ontology annotation, cellular component: epsilon DNA polymerase complex. Gene Ontology annotation, molecular function: DNA binding. Lineage: Eukaryota; Fungi; Ascomycota; Saccharomycetes; Saccharomycetales; Saccharomycetaceae. Gene Ontology annotation, biological process: error-prone translesion synthesis; DNA-templated DNA replication. Bases 1 to 2052 code for a protein of 683 amino acids. The transcript has a single exon. The record is from RefSeq and is a predicted model, not a curated record.
AUGCUGAACUCUGGGAAUGUUCUACCUGUCAAGAUCCAUCCUCCUCUUUUGAGGCCGAUGGCAUACCGGGUUCUGUCGAAGAAGUACGGUUUGAACAUUAAAUCUGAUGGUCUGGUGGCGUUAGCUGACGUGGUUGGCAGCAUGUUUGGGAUGCAUUGGAAGAAGAACGCAGAUACCGUGCGGUUUCUGGAGACAUUUGCGUUGGUUUGGAGGCAGCAAGAGCGGGGCCUUUUCGUGGAUGAGCAAGGUGUGGCAGAUGUGGUGAAUGAGAUGAAGGAACGAGAGCGGGCUAAUGAGCCUGUACCCGUGGUGGAGUCUACCAACAAAGUUCGAAAUGUCACCAUUGAUGGCAUGCUUGUCAAGGACACUCAGCGAGUGUCAGAAGGGGAAUCAGAAGCUGCAGUUUUGGUGGAGGACUCUGAGCAACAGGCAAGCAGUGUUAGCGAUCUCGCAAACGAUCAAAUUGCCAACGAGGAGCACCUCGACUGGAGAAACUACUUUAAGGUAAUCAAUGCGGCAGAUCAGGCCAAAGUUUCGUACGAUCCGGUGAAGUUGACAUUCGUCUUUACGCCCGCUAGACGCGACCACAACAGCGACUUUGGAGCAUCGCUAGCUAGUCGAAUAUGUGAUACAAACGCCAGUGCAAGAGUGUUUCCCAAUAGGUUCCAUUUGGUCCGGAAUAAAGUUAUGAGGAAUGAAAAUUUCCAGGACAUGGACGACUUCAAUCCUCUAUCUUCGAUUGUGGCGAUACAGCGGGAUCUUGACAAGUCUUCGGCAAGUGUCUCGGCAGCCAUGUCGAUAACCCAGAUUAAAAACCUGUUGGGACGUGACGGACAGAAUUUUCUGUUGCUUGGCCUGCUAAGCCGAAACUCUAAAGGACACUGGUGUAUGGAAGAUCCCUCAGGUUGCAUAGAAAUUGAUAUCAGCCAGACAUUGCCAACGGGCGGAUUAUAUUACGUACCAGGCUGCAUUGUGCUAGUGGAGGGAAUAUACUUUACUGUGGGCAACAAAUUCCAUGUCUCAUCUAUCACGCACCCACCAGGCGAAAAGAGAGAGCAAACUCUCGAAGCGAUUGGAAAUCUCGAUUUGCUCGGAUUGCAUGGGCAGACAAGCUCUAACUAUAUCUCUAGGCUUGACAAUGAACUGAAAAUUAGACUGUAUUACCUUGAGAAAGAGUUGACAGAUCACCGAAUAGUGCUCCUUGGUGGUGACAUCUUUCUGGAUGAGAUGGACACAAUGCAGGCUCUUAGAAAGGUGCUGACUCCCCUCGAUGAUGACCCUCCAACAAUGAUAGUUUUCCAUGGCUCAUUCACAGCAGUGCCUGUUCACGCUUCAAUGAAUAGUAAGAAUAUUAGUUCAACAGUCCAGUAUAGGAAUAAUUUCGAUGAACUAGCAGAUCUCAUAUCACAGUUUGAAAAUAUUGCUGAGGCUUCAACACUCGUUUUUGUACCUGGAGUGAACGACGCCUGGGGCUCGAUGGUUUCCAUGGGAGCCGCGCAUAUCUUACCACAGCAACCUGUGCCAUCGCGGUUUACACAUAAGCUGAGGAAAGUAUGCAGGAAGAUAAUAUUUGCCUCGAAUCCAGCGAGAAUGGCGUAUCUAUCGCAAGAAAUAGUGAUUAUUCGAGAUGAUAUUACAGAAAGAUUCAAGAGGCAUAGCGUACCGUUCCCCAUGGAGAUUCUGGCUCAGUCACACGAUAAAUCAGCAAACCCGGAAGUAACUGCAAUCCGGCAGCUAAUCAAGGCAGACGAUCAGCUACCAAUGAAGGUCCGGGAAUCUCGAAAAUUGGUCAAGACUGUACUAGACCAGGGGCACUUGUCACCGUUUCUAACGUCAAUUAGGCCGAUAGCGUGGAGCAACGACAAUGCACUGACUUUGCAUCCUAUACCAUCAACGCUAAUAUUCUGCGACACAACAGCCCCACGAUUUGAUCUAACGUAUAAUGGCUGCAAGGCAUUGAAUCCUGGUAAGUUUAUGAUCGGCAGAAGAGCCAGAUAUAUCGAGUAUAACCCCUCAAUGAAGAAGGCUUCCAUGGAAGAAGUUUUCUUUUAG